GCCAGCCAAAGAUCCAUGGGUACCUCCGCCGAUCACAAAUUCAAUGCCCGGAAGCAAAUUCAACGGUGGCUGGUCUCGAUUUGGGCCCGGUAACUGCUUUAUUUAGCAGGCGAGGCCUACCGAGAAAUGUUCAACGGCAAUGGUACACAUAUAAAAGUGUAGACCACCUCCAGGUGUAGAAACAUCGACAUUUCUUUUUAACAUUGCCUAGUAUGAGCUCUGAAUCUGACAUAGUCAUUCAUCUUCCGGACACUCUGGUCUAUUGGCCAUGGUCUCGCAGAAUCAAUCCUCAUUAUGAGGAAGUGAAGACCGCAUCGGGAGCUUGGUGCCGUUCCUUCAGAGCGUUUAGACCAGAAGCUCAGAGUGCAUUUGACCUUUGCGACUUCAGUUUAUUGUCCUCGCUGGCAUACCCAACAGCAUCCAGAGAACAUCUUCGCACCGUUUGCGACAUGAUGAAUCUGUUUUUUGUUUUCGACGAGUACACCGACAACGCUACUCCUGAAGUUGUCCGUCAAUAUGCAGAUAUUGUAAUGGACGCCAUUAGACACCCGACUAAGUCUCGACCCAGCGACGAGGUAGUCCUUGGCGUCGUUGCACAGGGGUUCUGGGCACUUGGCAUCAAGUCGGCGAGCAGGACCUCACAGAAACGCUUCGUCGAAUGCUUUGGACACUAUACGGAUUCUGUCGUCCAACAAGCAAAGGAUCGCAAUCAGUGCUAUAUUCGGAAUAUUCAAGAUUAUUUCGACGUCCGCCGUCUUACCAUCGGUGCCUAUCCGUCAUAUGCAAUGCUAGAGCUAGGGUAUGACUUGCCUGACGAGGUAUUCCACCAUCCAACCAUCGUUGCUCUGCGACAUAUGAGCUGUGACCUGCUAAUCAUGGAUAAUGACCUCGCUUCAUACAAUAAGGAGCAGGCGCUUGAGGAGUAUCCCCAUAACAUCAUCGCUUCUGUCAUGAACGAGCUGAGUUGUGAUAUUGGGCAUGCCUUACCGUGGGUAGAAGAGCACCAUCGGUCGAUUAGAACAAAGUUCUUGAGGACGUGGGCAAAGAUACCAUCCUGGGGACCUAUAAUCGAUGGCCUUGCAUCCCGCUAUGUGCACGGUAUUGCGAACUGGGUACGGGCUGAUUAUUGCUGGUGUUUUGAGAGCGAAAGGUACUUUGGAUCCAAUGGCAGACUCGUUCAAGAACAUAGGAUGGUUACUCUCAUGCCUAAGCAGUAUUCGAUAAGCGAGCCGCUUCUCAUACAUGCUUACCAAUCUGCUUAGCCGUUAACUGUAACGUCGUGUACGUUUUCAAUAUAUUCCACUCUGCGGUUACUGGUAUGCUAGUCGGUGUCCAGGUCCGAGCUAGGCAGAAUAACACAAAACGUGUACUGGCUGGCUG
This is a messenger RNA of Desarmillaria tabescens, 1380 nucleotides long. RefSeq names its product terpenoid synthase. The transcript has 6 exons. The record is from RefSeq and is a predicted model, not a curated record. The coding region runs from base 213 to 1262 and encodes 349 amino acids. Lineage: Eukaryota; Fungi; Basidiomycota; Agaricomycetes; Agaricales; Physalacriaceae.